Messenger RNA from Cladocopium goreaui, 5139 nucleotides. The record is from the annotation of a GenBank genome assembly. Lineage: Eukaryota; Dinophyceae; Suessiales; Symbiodiniaceae.
AUGUCCGCCUCGCCCUCCAGCCCGUCGAGCCCCCCCGAAGCGACCGAUUCGGUCGCCUCGCGUCGCGGCGAGUCGCGCAAGCAGCGCGAAAUCCGGGCACGCGAGAAGCAGAUCCUCGCGGUCGCCCGCGACCAGCUCAUCAAGGACGGCUACCUCGGUCUGAACAUGGACCGCAUCGCCGCCCAGAUCGAGUACUCCAAGGGCACGAUCUACCAGCACUUCCGCAACAAGGAAGAGAUCCUGCUGGCGCUGGCGAACGAGGCGCUCGACACCCGCGUGCGGAUGUUCCGCGAAGCGGCCGCGUACGACGGCCCGCAUCGGGUGAGGCUCGCAACGAUCGGCGCCGCGGCCGAGGCGUUCGUCGAGCAGUUCCCGCACUGGUUCCAGGUCGAGCAGAUCGUCCGCUUGGCUUCCAUCUGGGAGAAGACCUCGCCCGAACGGCGUGGGUUGAUGGAGACCUGCGAACGGAGCUGCAUGGAGACGGUUGUCGCCGUUGUUCAAGACGCGGUCGUCGCCGGAGACCUCGUGCUUCCCGAAGGCGUCCGGCCGGAAGAAAUCGUCUUUGGCAUGUGGUCGAUCUACCUCGGCACGCAAAUCAUCUCUAGCACGAGCGCCACGCUGGCGGAGAUCGGGAUCGAAAAUCCGAUCGCGUCGCUCCGCACGAACCAGAGUCACAUGCUCGACGGCUACGGCUGGAAGCCGUUGUUCGCUGAUUUCGACUACCCCGGUCACAUGGACCAAGUGAAGCGAGAGCUCUUUCGCCAUGCCGACACGUCCGAUUCAGCGAAGGCCCCGUUGCCGGUGAAGGUCGAAACGGCCACGCCGGUCGACUCGAUCCUCCGCGAACGGGUCUACACCGGCACGCUCGUCGCGCGGCGACGCAGCGCGUUGUCGUUUGAGCGCGCCGGCAAGCUCGUCGAUCUGAAGACGGACGAAGGCGAACGCGUUGAGCAAGGCCGGCUGCUCGCGUCGCUCGACACACGCCGCCUCGUGGCGCGUCGCGCUCAAGCCGAGGCGGACCUCGCUCAGGCGUCGUCCGUUCUCCGCGAGCUGAUCAAGGGCCCGCGUGACGAGACGAUCGCCGCCGCCGAAGCCGAGGUUCGCAACCUCGCGGCGCAACGCGACGUUUCGCGGCGGCGUCUCGACCGCCGGGCGCAGCUCGUCGAAAGCCGCGCCGUGAGCCAAGAAGAGUACGACGACGCGUUGUUCGAGUUCCGCGCCGCCGAGGCGCGGGUCGACGUCGAGCAAAAGCAACUCGACGAGCUGCUCGCCGGCACGCGGGUCGAGCAGGUCGAGGCGCAGCGCGCCCGGGUCGCGUCGCUCGAGGCGCGACUGGCCGACAUCAAGCACGAGAUCGAAGACGCCGAGCUGCGGGCGCCCUUCGCGGGGCGGAUCGCAGCCCGCCGCCUCGACGAGGGGGCCGUCGUCGCCGCCGGCGAAGCGGUGUUCGACCUGAUCGAAGACGACAAGCUCGAGGCCUGGGUCGGAGCGCCGCCCGCGUCGGCCGCGUUGGUCGAGCCCGGCAUGAAGCUCGGCGUGAAGAUCGCUGGCGUGGCGUACGACGCGACGGUCCGCUCGGUGCGGCCCGAACUCGACAACACAACGCGGACGCAGCUGGUCGUGCUCGACCUGCACGAGCCGCGCGGCCUCGUCGCCGGUCAGGUCGUUCGGAUCGGCGUCCGCGAGCCGGUAGCGAUGGAGGGCAUCUGGGUCCCGACCGCCGCGCUGACACCCGAUCGCCGCGGCCUCUGGUCCGCGCUGGUGGUCGACGACGCGGGCAAGGCCGCUCCGCGUCCGGUCGAGAUCAUCGAGAACGACGGCGACCGUUCGUUCGUCCGCGGCGCGCUGCAGCCGGGCGAGCGGGUGAUCGUUGGCGGUUCCUGCCCAAGCCCCACUCCCCGACCACCGCACGGUCCUACGAUGAACCGCUUGCUCUACGACAACCGCCGGCUGCUGGUGAUGGCGAUCUUGCUGAUCGUUGUGGCGGGGCUGUCGUCGUUCUUCAUCCUCCCGCGGAUGGAGGACCCGGUGCUGACGCAGCGCGUCGCGAUCAUCAACACGCUGCUGCCCGGCGCCACGCCCGAGCGGGUCGAGGCGCUCGUCGUCGACCCGAUCGAAGAAGAGCUGCAAGAGAUCCCCGAGAUCAAGGAGCUCCGCUCCACCAGCCGGUCGGGCGUCGCGACGAUCACCGCCGAGCUCCGCGAUGACGUGUAUGAGGCGGGCGAGGUCUGGUCGCGUGUGCGGGACAAGAUCGACGACGCCAAGCCGCUGUUGCCCGCCGGGGCGAGCGACCCGGAGUUCGACCUCCUGGAGGUCGUCGCGUACGCGCAGAUCGUCGCCCUCCGGUGGGACGCCCCCGGCGAGGCGAACUACGCGGUGCUGCGCCGCCUGGCCGAAGAGCUCGAGCAGCGACUCCGCGCGGUCUACGGCACGCGGGAGGUCGACACCUUCGGCGACCCGGCCGAAGAGAUCACCAUCGCGAUCGACGCCGGCCAAUUGGCGACCCUGGGCCUCACUGCCGCGGACGUCGCCGCGCAGCUCGACGCGAGCGACGCGAAGACCGCCGCCGGCUUGGUGCGUGGCCCCGACGGCUCGCUGCUGAUCGAGGUCGACUCGGAACUCGACACCGUCCGCCGCAUCGCCGCGACGCCGAUCCGCUUCGGCUCGGGCGAGGCGGGCCGCUUCGUCACGCUGGGAGCGGUGGCCGAGGUGCGCAAGGGCAUCGCCGAUCCGCCGCGGCGCUUGGCGCUCGUCGAGGGCCAGCCGGCGAUCGCCGUCGGCGUGUUGGUGCGGGGCGACCAACGGCUCGACCUGUGGGCCGCCCGCGCGCAGGAGGUCGUCGACGAGUUCGCCGAGGAGCUGCCUCCUGCGGUGCGGCUCGAGUCGGUGUUCGAGCAGAACCGCUACGUCGCGACGCGGCUCAACACGCUGCUGAUGAGCUUGCUGGUCGGCGCCUCGGCCGUGAUGGGCGUCAUCUGGUUCAUGAUGGGGUGGCGCAGCGCGUUGAUCGUUGGCUCGGCGUUGCCGCUGGCGUCGCUGAUGGUGCUCUCGGGCAUGAGGUGGCUCGAGAUCCCGGUCCACCAGAUGUCGGUCACCGGCCUGAUCAUCGCUUUGGGCCUGUUGAUCGACAACGCGAUCGUCAUCGUCGACGAGGUGGCCGAACGCCUCCACUCGGGCGAAGACCCCGGCGCGGCGGUCGCCAAGAGCGUCAAUCACCUGGCGGCGCCGCUCUUCGGUUCGACGCUGACCACCUGCCUGUCGUUCGCGCCGAUCGCGCUGAUGCCCGGGCCGGCGGGCGAGUUUGUGGGCGCGAUCGCGAUCAGCGUGAUGCUGGCGAUCGCCUCGUCGUUCUUCUUGGCGAUGACGAUCACGCCGGCCGUGGCGGCGAUCUUGAUGAGUCCUUCCGCGAAGCCGCAAUCGCCACGGGCUUGGUGGGUCAGCGGUUUCUCGUCGGCCAAGCUCACGGCUGGUUACCGCCGGGCGCUCGACUUCCUGUUCCGUCGUCCCGCGCUCGGCAUCCUGAUCGCCGCGACGCCGCCCUUGCUUGGCUUUGGGCUCGCGACGACGCUCACCGAGCAAUUCUUCCCGCCCGCCGAGCGCGACCAGUUCCAGAUCCAGAUGGACCUGCCGGCCGGCGCGUCGAUCGCGGCGACCGAGCGUGUCGCCCAGGCGGCCCGCGACCUGCUGCUCGACGACCCGCGUGUGAUCGCUGUCGACUGGUUCCUCGGCGAGAGCGCCCCGUCGUUCUACUACAACAUGAUGGCCAACCGCGCCGGCACGCCGCAGUACGCCCAAGCGAUCGUGCAGCUCGACUCCAAAGAGGACUACGCCGAGACGAUCCAGCGUGUCCAGAACACGCUCGACACCGCCCUGCCCGACGGGCGGUUCCUCGUGCGGCAGCUCGAACAAGGCCCACCGUUCGAGGCGCCGAUCGAAGUCCGCUUGUACGGCCCCGACCUCGAGGAGCUGCAGGCGCUCGGCGUCGUCGUGCGGCGUGUCCUUUCGGAGACGCCCAACGUCGUCCACACGCAGUCCGACCUGUCGGAGGUGCUGCCAAAGCUCGAGCUCGCGAUCGACGAGGCGAGCGCCCGGCUGGCCGGCCUCGACAACGGCCAGAUCGCCAGCCAGCUCGACGCGGUGCUCGAGGGCGCCGUCGGCGGCUCGGUGCUCGAGGCGACCGAGAACUUGCCGGUCCGCGUUCGCGUCGAGGGCGCGUCGCGGAGCGACCUGGCGGAGGUGGCGACGGUCGACCUGGUGGGUCGUUCGGCCGACGGCGCCGCGUCACGCACGCCACUCGCGGCGCUGGCGAGCGUGCGGCUCACGCCGGAGUGGUCCGCCAUCCCGCACUUCAACUCCGAGCGCAUGAAUGAGGUGAAGGCUUACGUCACCGCCGGCACGCUGCCGGCCGAGGCGGAGGCCGCCUUCCGCGAGCGGCUCGCCGCGUCGGAGUUUGAACUGCCGCCCGGCUACCGACUCGAGUACGGCGGCGAGGGGUCGAAACGCGACCAGGCGGUUGGCAAUCUGAUGUCGAGCGUCGCGGUGUUGAUGGUGCUGAUGGCGACGACGCUCGUUUUGUCGUUCGGCAGCUUCCGGAUGGGCGCCCUGAUCGGCGUCGUCGCGGCGCUGUCGAUCGGCCUAAGCGUCGGCGCGCUUUCGAUCGCCGGCUUCCCGUUCGGCUUCACGGCGAUCAUCGGCUCGAUGGGCCUGGUGGGCGUCGCGAUCAACGACACGAUCGUCGUGCUCGCCGCGUUGCGCGAAGACAAGCGCUCGCGCGAAGGCGACCCGCAAGCGGUCCGCGACGUGGUGGUCCGCUCCAGCCGUCACGUCGUCGCGACGACGCUCACGACGAUCGCCGGCUUCCUGCCACUGAUCCUCGGCGGCGGCGGCUUCUGGCCGCCGAUGGCGGUGACGAUCGCCGGCGGCGUCGGCGGCGCGACGCUGCUGGCGCUCGUGUUCGCCCCCAGCGCGUACAUCCUGCUGAUGUGCCGCGGCUGCAAGCAGCAGAAGGCGGACGAGCCGUCACGCGACGAGUCCUCCGAAGACACGGUGCUCGACCUCCCGGCGACCUCGCCGGAGACCGAGCCAGUGGUGGUGCUGCAAGGUCGCGUGCCGGCCGAAGCGCUUCGCGCGGCGAAAUGA